Molecule: messenger RNA, 1513 nt
Organism: Ochotona princeps (American pika)
Lineage: Eukaryota; Metazoa; Chordata; Mammalia; Lagomorpha; Ochotonidae
Gene: DGAT2
Product: diacylglycerol O-acyltransferase 2
Exons: 8
Coding region: 184-1350 (388 amino acids)
Biological process (GO): triglyceride biosynthetic process
Cellular component (GO): endoplasmic reticulum membrane
Molecular function (GO): diacylglycerol O-acyltransferase activity
Source: RefSeq, a predicted model, not a curated record
CGGCGGCUCGGGUUUCGGCUGUCUGAGGCGCCGCCGUCGGCCAGCCGUAGCUGCCGCCGCUCCGGCGUCGUCUCCGGGCUCCCGUGCUCCGCGCGAAGCCCUGGCCCCCGGCGGCCGGGGCAUGGGCCAAGGGCACGUGCUUGGGCGGCUACGCGCGAGGCUGUGACCCGCCCCGGCGGCAGCAUGAAGACCCUCAUAGCUGCCUAUUCCGGAGUGCUGCGGGGUGCGCGUCGGGACGAGGCGGCCCGAAGUGAGAGCUCGAAUGGAGGCCGUGCGCUGUCACGUGAGGGGUCCGGGCGAUGGGGUGCGGGCUCCAGCAUCCUGUCCGCCCUCCAGGACCUCUUCUCUGUCACCUGGCUCAAUAGAUCCAAGGUGGAAAAGCAACUGCAAGUCAUCUCAGUGCUCCAGUGGGUCCUGUCCUUCCUCGUGCUGGGAGUGGCCUGUAGCGUCAUCCUCAUGUACACGUUCUGCACCGACUGCUGGCUCCUGGCCGUGCUCUACUUCACCUGGCUGGCCUUCGACUGGAACACACCCAAGAAAGGUGGCAGGAGAUCGCAGUGGGUACGGAACUGGGCUGUGUGGCGCUAUUUUCGAGACUACUUCCCCAUCCAGCUGGUGAAGACACACAACCUGCUGACCACCAGAAACUACAUCUUCGGGUACCACCCCCAUGGCAUUAUGGGCCUGGGUGCCUUCUGCAACUUCAGCACCGAGGCCACUGAAGUGAGCAAGAAGUUCCCCGGCAUUAGGCCCUACCUGGCCACCCUGGCUGGCAACUUCCGGAUGCCUGUGCUAAGGGAGUACCUAAUGUCUGGAGGCAUCUGCCCUGUCAACAGGGACACCAUAGACUACCUGCUGUCAAAGAAUGGAAGUGGCAAUGCCAUCAUCAUUGUCGUCGGGGGCGCUGCCGAGUCCCUGAGCUCCAUGCCUGGCAAGAACGCUGUCACACUGCGCAACCGCAAAGGCUUCGUGAAAUUGGCCCUGCGCCAUGGAGCCGACCUGGUUCCCACCUACUCAUUUGGGGAGAACGAGGUGUACAAGCAGGUGAUCUUCAAGGAGGGCUCCUGGGGCCGCUGGGUGCAGAAGAAGUUCCAGAAGUACAUCGGCUUUGCCCCCUGCAUCUUCCAUGGCCGAGGCCUCUUCUCCCCCAACACCUGGGGGCUGGUGCCUUACUCCAAGCCCAUCACCACCGUCGUGGGCGAACCCAUCACCGUGCCCAAGCUGGAACAGCCAACCCAGCAGGACAUCGACCUGUACCACACCAUGUACAUGGAGGCCCUGGUGAAGCUGUUCAACAAGCACAAGACCAAGUUCGGCCUCCCAGAAACUGAGGUCUUGGAGGUGAACUGAGCCCGGUUCCUGCUCCGCCCCCUGAGGCCAGAACCCGGAAGGAACCGGCUGAGCGAAUCCUUUUCUACCAAGUUCUCAAGUGCUUUCUGUUCUGUAAAUUUAGAAGCGUCAUGGGUGUCUGUGGGUUAUUUAAAAGAAAUUAUAAUUUGUUAAACCAUGAUAA